GUCGAGUCAUUAAAGGAAUCGGUUCACAAGAACGGCUCGUCCGAGCGCCAGCGAGAGAUUCAUCUCCUCAGACUGAAGUCAGAAAUGAAAGGUGUCACUCGUUCCUCUGCGUUACUCUCUUCUGCGCUGAUUCUGAGGAUAAAAGCGCGUUCCUUCUGUUCAGAGCGCGUGACAGACUUUAACUGCGUUUGACUCGAAACUUUCUGCGUGUUUCUGACAGAGGAUUUGUUCUUAAGAUGUUGUCUUUAUAUUCCCUUGCCAUUCAGCUUUCUUCUGUGAGUGUGUGUGUUCUGAGGCUCGGCUCUGACCCGGUUCCUCGGGACUCGAGCUCCGGGUGUGACUCCAGACUCAAACAGCUUCACGGACAGCAGAUGACCGUCCACCUGCCGCCCAACAUCAGCGGUCACUGGGUGUCCAGCAGCUGCGAGGUGCGACCCGGCCCAGAGUUCAUCACUCGCUCCUAUCGCUUCUACCCUGACCUCAGCUUCCAGGCACUGCAGUUCUUCUCCCAGAACCCUGAGUGCAGCGAGCCCAGCUACAGCCUGCGGAUCCGGGGCAGCGUGCGUCCGCUGCGGGGCUCCUGGCUCGUCCGUGGAGGAUCUGUGUGUGAGUACCAGCUGAGCCGCGUCCAGCUGCUGUGUCACGGCCCUGCGCUGGAGCUCCAGGAGCGCAUGCCUUCCUCCUGCGACCUGCGGCUGCCGCUGCGGCCCGGACGGAUCUACGAGCUGUGGGACGAGCGGUGGGCGGCGGGUCGUGACUGCACCCGCGGCCUGGACUUCAGCAUGCAGGAGCUGCGUCUGAUGCGUCUGGAGCGCAGCGGUCAGCAGGAGGAGCUGUUCCUGGGAGACGUUCACACGGAGAGCGCUCAGAGGAGCCUCCACCAGCCCGCAGGCUACCAGACCCCCCUGCAGAGCGCCAAGACGGAGCGCUGUGAAGUCUGUCGGAUCGUGUCUUCGGCGGAUCUUCAUCAUCCUCCGGUUCUGCCGGUCCAGCCUGAGCGUCCGGUGCGUCUGCAGGGACACUGGGUGAGCACACGGUGUGAGGUGCGUCCGGGCGUCCUCUUCCUCACCCGACUGCUGACCUUCCACGAGGACAGCCAGACCUGGAGCGGUCAGUACGACCACUUCUCUGACCCCGUCUGCCAUCACCCCACCUUCAGCAUCUCAGCCAGCGGACGCUACACCCGCGGAGCUCCAUCCACAGCCAUCAGAGGAGCCGUCCAGUUCACCUUCACCGUGACACACAUGACGGUGACACCGAUGGAUGUGGCCACCACGUCUCUGCUGAACGUCCUCCGAGGGCGAGCGUGUGGCUCCGAGGGCUCGUGGCAGCGGGGCGUCCCGCAGGACGUGACCUGGACCUCGGGCUGCGCGGCGCUGGGCGUGCGUCUGCCUCACACCGAGUACGAGCUCUUCCGCUCCGGCCAGGACUCGUCUGGACACAGCCUCCUCUACAACGGCCAGAGACCCAGCGAUGGCUCCAGUCCCGACCGGCCCGAGCGACGGCCCACCAGCUUCCAGCCGCCUCUGAGCCGCUGCAGCCGCGGGGGGCGACAGGGAGACCAGCGCUUCAGACUGAGCUCCGGCUGCGGCGCACACACACUGCAUGGACUCCUGCCCUUGAUCCUGCUGCACAGCUUCAUCUAG
Messenger RNA from Carassius carassius (crucian carp), 1646 nucleotides. Its product is annotated as protein APCDD1-like. Gene Ontology annotation, cellular component: plasma membrane. The transcript has 5 exons. The record is from RefSeq and is a predicted model, not a curated record. The coding region runs from base 237 to 1646 and encodes 469 amino acids. Gene Ontology annotation, molecular function: Wnt-protein binding. Lineage: Eukaryota; Metazoa; Chordata; Actinopteri; Cypriniformes; Cyprinidae. Gene Ontology annotation, biological process: negative regulation of Wnt signaling pathway.